CGCGGCGACACAACAACCGACUCAUCUCUUCUUUUAAUAGAGUGCAGCAAUUACAAAUACACAAAUUGCGUGUGUUUUUUGUCAAAUUGAGUUGCAAAAAUGAGGUCUUCAUCUUCAUCAAAGCAAGGUGCAGAAAACAACAGUAGUCGGGGUAUUAGUGGUCACAUAUUAACACUUCAUAAGCGCCUUUACCACGCUCUCAAUCUCGGCACUAGAAAUUGCGAUGACAAGGGUCAAAAGUGGCAUUAUUCUGAUAUUGAGAUUCAAAGGCUGGUGGUUCGUUCAGUUGAUGCAUUUCUUGAUAGUAUAUCUGCUGAAUCAUUACAACACCAAGUUGUGAAGGAAUCAGUUGGUGACAUUGUUGGAGCUGUAGGAAGUAUUCUAGCAUCAAAAAGUGAAGCCACAAUGAGAUUGGCCUCAGAUGUAGCUGUAAAGAUCAUCCACGUGAUACCAAGUUCAAUGCUGCAACCUCAGUUUUCCAAUCUCAUUCAUCCUUUAUCAUCCUUGUUGAGUUUCCGGCAAUUACGAGUAACCAUAUCUUGCGCCUCUGCCUUGAAUUUGAUUUUAUCAAAUCUGAGUUCUAAAAGAGAGAAAGAGGUUUGGAAGAUCUUAAAAACCACAAAUGUGGUUGGUGAUCUAGUCCAGAAUGUAAAAGGAUACUCCACGGAAAAUAAGCCGACUGAGUACUUUCAAGAGAUGGCUUCUCUGCUAAGUAAAAUUUUGUGGCGUUGGCCUCCUUCUCGAUUCCAUGUUUGGACUGAUAAGAAAUUGUUGAAUAUCUUAGCAACUUUCAAGCUCAACCCUGACUGCUCCAUAAGAAUUGCUGUUAUGCAGCUAUAUUCUGCUUUAGCUCUAUGUGGCAAUGGAACUGAUAAGCUUUUGGAGGAUGGGGAAGGUCUUGUAAAAAUUAUGGUGGACAGUUUGGACAGUUCAAACCCGUAUUCUGUCCAGAAAGAGGGAUUAAGACUUGCUCAAUGUUUAAUGACAAGUGAACAAGGAUGCUCAAAAAUUAUUAAAUUGUCUUGUGAGCCCAUUGUGAAAGCCAUUAUUACCUUAAUGAGUAACUGGAGUUUGGAUGCGGGAAAGCUUACCAAGGGGAAAAUGUCCAUACUAGUCGAGGCAUGCCGUUUAGCUCUGAUCGCUCGUUGGGCAGGGGACCACCACUUCUAUUUUUGGAAGGCAAGAGUUGAUGGGGUUCUUCUUAGACUUCUCAUAGGAAAUUCUGACACAACUCAGCAGUCUCUACAUAGCUUAUCUCUACAAGAACAAAUCAUCAAGUUAGAAGAAGUUUUUGAUACACAUGUUCUUCUUCCACUGAGACCAUAUGUUUGGGAUAUCCUUGGAUGCCUUGCAGCGAAUUGUAUGGAAGAUUUCUUCCCCAAGAUGCAUGGAAAUGAGACUUGGUUUAAUGUUCUCAUUGUUUGUGCAUGCUUGGCCUUCGUGGACUCUAUCCUCAUGUCUCGCCAAAUUUCUCAAGGGAGUGUUUGUCAUUCAUCGGAGAGUGAACCAGCAUCUAGAGCAGUCCUUAUGAUGAUUUAUUCUCCCAGCAAGUACAUUGCUUCCAAAACAAGAUCCAUCCUAUCUGAAGUUCUGGCACUAAAGGGAAAGGACUACGUGGGAUAUUUACUGGAUAGUUUGAAAGCCGCAUCUUCUGGAAACAAGUUUGCAAUACCGAGUAAUUUUAGACUUGUCAUAAGCUUGAUAAGUCUGGCAUGUUAUUCAGCUCUGCCAAAAUAUCAUAAGCAUGUAAUUCAGCAUGGAGGAAUAGCCACUCUGUUGAGCUUCAUUAGUUGGUGGUUAGACAAUCCUGUCCACCUAAAUAGAUCUAGUGUGGCUCCUCAUGUGCAAAACUUUUUCAGUGAAAGGACUUGUUGCUGGCCUUCUUCAGAAGAUUGGGAAGGUGAAGAUAUGCUUUUACUUUUUGGACUUGUGGCUCUUGGUGAAUUGAUAAAUGCGGAAAAUUGCUGUGGCAUCUUUCACGAUCAGAUGGAAUUGCGAGCUGCUUUUAUAAGAGAUAUCCAGAAUAUCUGUAUAAACAAUUCUAACUCUGGACCACGAUGGUACGCUGCUUAUAUUCUUCGCCAUCUUGGAUUAUAUGGUUUUCCAAGUAAGUUCGGGAGAGAAUGUCGGGAACUCCUUGCUGACAACGAGCAUUCUGAUGUGGAACUUAUAAUUAAAAAUCAGGAAGCCGUGCAUGUUCACGGUGUUGUUCUUCUGGUUAGAUGUCCAUCAUUAUUACCUCCUGAAAAAUUGCUUAAAGAGAAAGCAUUUGAUUCCUCUUUAAAGCAGGAGUCAGAUUCAUGCAAUAGGUUAAUCACCAAAGUUCGUCUCUCAGCUCAUGUUGAUCGACAGUCAUUGACAAAGUUAUUAGAGUAUAUUUAUUUGGGGUCCUUUGAAGCAGGAGAAGACCUUGUGAAGAAGUUGAAAAUUUUAGCCAAACAUUGCAAUUUGCAACCUCUAGUACAAUUGCUUUCUGGAAGGAAUCCGAAAUGGGGAACUCCAUUCCCAACUUUCGACUUUACUUCUGCUCUUGGGCCUGCUGGACGUAAUUUUUCGGAUAUUAUUUUGGAGGCUGAAACUUCCCGACCAAGUAAUCAGGAGUGCAAUUCUUGCUCAAUAUCUGUUUUGCACCUGCAUGUUCACAAAGUUAUAUUGUGGUCAAGUUGUGAAUACUUAAGGGCCCUCUUUCAGUCAGGAAUGCAAGAAAGCCAUUCACUGACCAUCAAGGUGCCAGUUUGUUGGGAUUCCUUGGUUAAGUUAGUCAGCUGGUUCUAUUCCAGUGAGUUGCCUAGACCAAUAUCUGGCUGUCUAUGGGAUAAUCUGACUAAGGAGGAAAAGCUACACGAACUCGAGCCCUAUGUAGAACUAUGUUCGCUUGCUCAAUUCUGGCUCUUAGAAGACUUGCAUGACAAAUGUUUUAGACUGAUUGUAUCCAUUUUGGAUUCCUAUCAGUACUUGUCUAUUAAAAUUAUCCAGAUGGCUGCUAACCUCAAUCAGUGGAAACUGGUCGAAGUAGCAGCAGAGUAUCUGGCCCCUAUGUAUCAUCAUCUACGUAACUCAAGUGAGUUUGAUGCAAUGGAUGAGCAUCUCAUUGAAAUUAUUCGUGUCGCCUCAGUUCAGUUUUCUCGAAGAAAUGGCCACUUGACAUGAUGUUUCCAGUCAGAUUUUAUAUAACACGUCCUUUUGGACACGGAGAGCAUACUUUUCAGGCAUUGACAAGAAUCAAGAUUGGUUGAGUUUAAGGAAGAUUGGUUGAGUUUAAGGUGUUUAGUAAUAGAUUGGAGGAUCUGGUGGCCAUACUUCAUUAUCUGUCCACUCAAGGUGUUGCAAGCAAAUGGCUUGAUUCAGUCUAUUGAUGCUGCUAACUCAAUCAAUCAACAAUAUUGACUAGCUGUCCCGAUAGAUUCAAAGUGACUCUGUGUUUGUGUGGACAUUGAAAUUUUUCUACGAGAAAUAUACAUAGGUAAAUGUUACCUUGUACAGCUCUGUAUCUGUUAGAGAAUAAACUUGUUCGGUGGUAGACCUUGCUCAAUUUUGCUUAGUAGGGAGCAUAUUUUCUGUAGGAGUUUUAAUUCGAUGCUGAUAGAAGCCUGAGCAUUCGUGCAUAUUUUGCUGCCCCUGCUUUGAUUUUACAACUUUGCAUCUGUUAUAGACGAAAGUACUGUGUGGUGUUAGACCUUGUUCAUUUUUGCUCAACCAGAGUAAGGAGCAUCAUUCGAGUCGUUGCCACUUGUUGCUGCCCCUGCUUUGAUUGUACAUACCAUAGUGCACAUCAAGAAUUCAGACAGUGUAUAUAUAAAUGGAAGUAUCAUUCUGGUUUAGUACUCUUUUGAGCUGCAUUAGCUCUUACCGCGCGUGGGAAGUGUUACUCUUUUUUCCUUCUAGUGUCAUCUUAUCUUUUACGUGGGCAGAGGGCCUUAAUGACUAAUGUGCUGAUCUUUGUGGUUAGCCUAAAUUUGCUGUGAAGCGGCUGGCACUAAGUAAUGAUUUCCUAUUAUUCAAAUCGCA
Molecule: messenger RNA, 4008 nt
Organism: Lycium barbarum (goji berry)
Lineage: Eukaryota; Viridiplantae; Streptophyta; Magnoliopsida; Solanales; Solanaceae
Product: BTB/POZ domain-containing protein At1g04390
Exons: 8
Coding region: 100-3150 (1016 amino acids)
Molecular function (GO): protein binding
Source: RefSeq, a predicted model, not a curated record